Vitis vinifera (wine grape) is the source of this 3397-nucleotide messenger RNA. RefSeq names its product VAN3-binding protein. NCBI's taxonomy places the organism in Eukaryota, Viridiplantae, Streptophyta, Magnoliopsida, Vitales, Vitaceae. The transcript has 10 exons. The record is from RefSeq and is a predicted model, not a curated record. Gene Ontology annotation, biological process: auxin-activated signaling pathway; leaf vascular tissue pattern formation; phloem or xylem histogenesis. The coding region runs from base 1681 to 3174 and encodes 497 amino acids.
UGCUCCAAAUUUUGUAAUGUCCACCGGCUUUGAUGGAUUGCCAGCAUUUUGGCUUGGGUUCGACAUGGAAGAAGGUGGAAUUGUGGAGGCGUACGAGGUUCAGUACUCUGAUCUAAUCCUCCUGUCUUCUUCUUCUUCUUCAGGUGGGGUUUCAUUGUCACUAUCAGCAGCAGAGCUGUCAAGGCUUGAAUCCAUCUCUACUUCAAUAAUGGAAGCCCUAGGACCCUCCGGCCCCGGUCUCCUUGCAGUGACUGGCGUCCCCAAUACCUCCACUCUCCGACGGAGCCUUCUUCCCUUAGCCCGCAAGCUUGCGCUUCUCAACCCCCAAGAUCGUAAUCGCAUUCUCAAGGAGCACAGCUUGGGGAGUGAUGUUCCUUUGAAGAAUUUGGAUAGAAGUGUCUCCUCCUUUGCUAUGCAACUCAAAUAUGAACAAGGUUCAAAAUCCACUCAAAGUGGACCAAGUCAUAAAGUAAAUGACAGUGGAAAUCAAGAACAAGAUCGGAAUGAUGUUUAUGGUUUGAGCAAAAUCCAGAAUGAAGAAUUUAAGAAUCUUGGGAGUACUUUCAAAGAUUUAGGAUUUUGCAUGAUGGAGCUGGGGCUCCAUCUUGCACGGAUAUGUGAUAGGGCCAUUCACCGUGAAGAGCUUGAGCAGAGUUUGUUGGAAUCAUGCUCAGCAAAGGGGCGUCUUAUACACUAUCAUUCAACGUUAGACAGCCUCAUAAUAAAAGAGAUGGGGAGGAGAAAGGGGUUUAGCAAACAAAAGGCUAACCACAAAAGGGACCAGGAACACCCCAUAAGGAAUGAGCAAACUGCGGCAGAAUUUCCCAACUUGGGUAAAACUGGAGAUGCAGGUAGUUAUUGUUGCGAUCCUUCUAACCUAUGGCAGCAGUGGCAUUAUGACUAUGGUAUAUUCACUGUCCUGACAGCUCCGUUAUUUAUUUUGCCUUGUCAUGCACAAUCAACAAAAAUGGAAGAUCAUUUUUGCAAAUAUUGUGAGCAAGAAUGUCCAUCCCCUAGUGGACACACAUAUUUGCAAAUAUUUGAUCCUAAUAAGAAUAAUGUCCUCAUGGUGAGGGCUUCUCCUGAUAGUUUCAUUGUUCAGGUGGGGGAAUCAGCUGAUAUCCUAUCAAAAGGGAAACUUCGCUCCACCCUCCACUCAGUGUGCAGACCAGGAAAGCUAGAAAACUUGAGCAGAGAAACAUUUGUUGUCUUCUUGCAGCCAGCAUGGAGCAAAACUUUCUCUAUCUCAGAUUAUCCCAUGGACCACUCUGUGGUAAGUGGCCAGUGUGAUGGAAUUCACUGUGCUGGGGAGGAACCCGGUAAACUAACUCGAGAAAUUCAUAGAAUAGUUCCUCCACUUGCAUCACGGUUGAAGGAUGAAAUGACAUUUGCGGAAUUCUCACGUGAAACUACUAAGCAAUAUUAUGGUGGCAGUGGAUUGCAGUCAAAGAGAUAAAAAGCUCCUUGGUCUUCAGUUCUGUAAAUCACUGUAUUUGAUCAUCGAAUGUUUGCUCAACUUCGGUUGCUAAUGCUAUAGGUAUGAGUACAUUAUGGCAGGAUCAGUCACCCAGGCAAAACCCAAGCCACUUCCAAGAAGAAUUGGCUCUUCCCCACUGAUCCGUAUAGAGCGAAGUAGCUGCCCAGUGAUCCCUAGGAAGCACGUCUGUUUGUUUAGUGUUCAUGCCGCUGCUGCCGUUUCUAGGACCGACCAUACCUCACCUGCACAGCUGCAUGGAAAUGGACCACGGAAUCGGUAUCGGAGGGCGGCUGCCGGAGACCCCACCGGAGCCGAUGGAGUUCCUGUCUCGGUCGUGGAGCGCCUCGGCUCUUCAAGUCUCCAAAGCUCUCCCUCCUCCUCCUUUUCCUCUUUCUUUUCCUCAUCCUUCUUUUCAUUCCAAGGCUGCCAGCUCCGCCACCAUUCCCGUCCACGAAGACCUCGCCGGAGAGUCCGAGGAGCCGGUCACCAUUGCCGGGAACCCCUUCUCUUUUGCUUCCUCUGCCACUUCUCAGCUCGUCCUCGAACGCAUAAUGUCGCAAUCAGAAGUGAAUGCAAUUACGCCUGGGAGGUUAUCACACAGUAGUGGACCAUUGAACGGUGGGCAGAGCUGUGGAGGGUCUCUUACAGAAGAAACAGACAGCCCACCAGUUUCUCCUUCGGAUGAGUUCGACGACGUCGUUAAGUUCUUCAGUGCAAACAACACCCUCCAAACCCAGUUCUUUGGGGGCCGGAGUGGUCCCGGCAGCGGCGGAAACACCCCUGGGGGUGGAGCUAGGACAGUUGGGAGGUGGUUGAAGGACAGGAGGGAGAAGAAGAAAGAGGAGAGCAGAGCUCAAAAUGCCCAGCUCCAUGCGGCUGUUUCGGUUGCUGGUGUGGCUGCUGCUAUAGCAGCCAUGGCUGCAGCCACAGCGGCUUCAUCUGGGUCAAGGAAAGAUGAGCAUAUGACAAAAACAGACAUGGCUGUUGCCUCAGCUGCAACGUUGGUGGCAGCACAGUGUGUGGAGGCUGCAGAAGCAAUGGGAGCUGAGCGCCACCACCUUGCUUCCGUUGUUAGCUCUGCAGUUAAUGUCCAUUCUCAUGAUGAUAUCCUCACUCUCACUGCUGCAGCUGCCACAGCUCUGCGUGGGGCGGCGACCCUGAAAGCGAGAGCAUUGAAAGAGGUGUGGAAUGUGGCAGCAGUUAUACCAGUGGAGAGAGGGAUCGGAAAUGGUGUAAGUGGUAAUGCUAAUAACACUCAGCCUAAUGGUAAGAACAGCAGUGAGACCUUUCCCAGAGAGAAUUUCAUUGGUGUCUGUAGUCAAGAGCUGCUUGCCAGGGGCUCUGAGCUUCUCAAGAGAACUCGCAACGGUGAUCUUCACUGGAAAAUGGUCUUUGUUUACAUUCACAGAACAGGCCAGGUGAUGCUGAAGAUGAAAAGCAGACACGUAGCUGGGACCAUCACCAAGAAGAAAAAGAUUGUAGUGUUGGAGGUGGUGAAGGAUAUGCCGGCAUGGCCAGGGAGGCAUUUGCUGGAAGGUGGAGAGCAGCGCCACUACUUUGGGUUGAAAACAACACCGCGUGGAGUUGUGGAGUUCGAGUGCAGGAACCAGAGGGAAUACGAUAUCUGGACUCAGGGCGUUGAGAGGCUCCUCACCAUUGUAGCUGAGAGAAGGAAUAGAUACCGAGAACAAAAAUGAGCUACUACUCUGCAACAAGCGUUGGUUGCAGGCAGUGGCAAUAGAUGAUGAUAGUUAAGAAUUAAGCUUAAGAGGAACUCAACAUGGCAGUAGCUUUCCUUGUUCUCUGUGUAAAAAAGGACUAGAAACUUAGAAGUAGUUCAGUAGUAGAGGUUAAUUUUAGGCUUGAAUGUGAAAGAGAAAUGAUUUUGAAUGAUUCUAAACCACCAUGUGGCUUGGCUUC